Theileria equi strain WA is the source of this 1080-nucleotide messenger RNA. RefSeq lists its product as hypothetical. The transcript has 2 exons. NCBI's taxonomy places the organism in Eukaryota, Apicomplexa, Aconoidasida, Piroplasmida, Theileriidae. The record is from RefSeq and is a predicted model, not a curated record. Bases 1 to 1080 code for a protein of 359 amino acids.
AUGAUGAUUCUCUACUUUGUAGCUCUGAAAUCAAUUAUUCUCUUAUUCACCAUCACAUCUUCCAACCAUGCAUCUGCAAUACAUCACAGGAAAAGGAUUCCCAUUAAUCUUGACAUUGCUAAGGAGAUUCCAUAUGAAAUAAAGGUGAUUAUGUCCGAAAAAACGGCUCGUGGAUUUUACUAUUAUAUGAAAAGGUCAAUCAUAACGGCGUAUAGAAUAGGUGAUGUUCUUUUUGAUGGGAAACUGCUAUGCCCAGGUAAUUCGAUGGAUUUUGAUAGAUUCGUCUUCUCGGUUACUUUGCCUCGUCGUAGAAAGUACAUUAGAAUUGUUUCUAAAACGAGGCUCGGUAAUUCUUCUGAAAGGAAAAUUGUUGAAUUCAUUACUGAACCCUUCAGUCUUACUUUCCAUGAAGUAGUGCGAAAACCCGUUGAAAUCGACAUACUAACACAAAUGGAUACUGAAGUAAUUAAUGUAGAUGAGGAAGUUUCCUCUAGGACUGUAAAAUUUAGUGUACGAGAAGAUUUUGAACAUCAGGCCACGAUCGGUGUAGUACGCUAUGGUGCCUCAGUUCUUAAUCGCAAAGUUCGCGGUCUCAUAUACAGAUCAGUUGUAUGGAAGGGAGGGGUUAUUAAUCCUCAUAUAACCAUUAUUUCUAAAUACAAUGAUGGAACAACAAUUGAAACUAAUUACAGUUUUGAGGAUGAUGACUUUGUAUUACACAGCAAGAAAUUGGGUCAAUGCUAUCUGAAACCCUGGGAUGAAGAACCGGCUGGCGAUGAAUCAUAUGACUCAGAGGCUUUGCGUAGAAAGAAUGGACCGGGUUAUUCAUACGAUGUAGAUUCUAUGCCUCAAGGAACAAGUAAAGAUCACGAUGGUGCUGCGCCAUCGGAGGUGGCGAUAAAUGCAAGUAAACGAACAAAACCUGUCCGUCACCUUUUUAAAAAUACGGAAUAUGAAUGGGAUGUUGGAAAUCACGAUCCAUCACGUGCUAUAUAUCCGAUGAGUGGUUUUUACCAUGACUUUGAAAGGGAAGCUUAUAAAGUCCAGGGGCUUUCUUUUCCGGAACCGGAUUCAGAUUAA